UGCGUGACCCCCAACCGUGCAGUCCGAGCCCUCCUCCUUCAGUCAGCCUCAAGGUCCCAGGGCCACCUUCGCCCCACAUCCGUUUAGUCAAGCAUGUGCUCCCCAUACCGUCACCAUGAAGUUCAACCCCUUCGUGACCUCGGACCGCAGCAAAAACCGCAAACGUCACUUCAAUGCCCCCUCCCACGUGCGCAGGAAGAUCAUGUCGUCUCCGCUCUCCAAGGAGCUGCGGCAGAAGUACAACGUUCGCUCCAUGCCCAUCCGCAAGGACGACGAGGUCCAGGUGGUUCGAGGACACUACAAAGGUCAGCAAAUUGGCAAGGUAGUCCAGGUGUACAGAAAGAAAUAUGUCAUCUACAUCGAGCGGGUGCAGCGUGAGAAGGCUAAUGGCACAACUGUCCACGUGGGCAUUCACCCAAGCAAGGUGGUUAUCACCAGGCUAAAACUGGAUAAAGAUCGGAAAAAAAUUCUUGAACGCAAAGCCAAAUCUCGACAAGUUGGAAAAGAGAAAGGCAAAUAUAAGGAAGAACUUAUUGAGAAAAUGCAGGAAUGAAUAUAACCUUUUGUGCAACCACAGUUUAUCUGUAGAUUCUUUUGCCUGGUGUGUAUUCCUUUGAAACUUUUCGAGGUGUCUCUGGAACGUUUCAUUUCCUUCCUGUUUCGUUAUUGAUAUGUGGCUCUGUAUAUCUACUUUUGCUGUUUCGAUUAAUAAUUUUAUGAAAAUUGGACAUGUUUUCUUGUUCCAAAACAUAUUUAUUGCCUUUUAUGGCUCUCUAGUAACACAGGGUUUAUCUGACACUCUGGUGUUUCUUAAUAAAUGUUGAUUGAAUCAGUUAUUUCCCAUUUUGACUGGUGAAGAAAAUGAGUUUAGGUUAAUUGUCCAAAUCCCAGAGAGCAUGAGAGAUAGAGCUGGGAUUUGAACCCAGGCCUCGGUGCAUCAAAGGACAUUCACCUCCCACAGCCAUCUGCCUCUGGUGUUCCUCCUGCUCUUAAGUCAGCCCUUUCCUGGAGUCUGACAAGAGCCUACACAUUUAUAUAGAACAGAGAAGAAUUUACAUAUUUGUAGCAGUAAAAGCAUUAGUCCUUAGUGGGAAAAGCACUGUCACCAGUCGUCAAGCUCCAAUCCCAGCUCUACCACUGGACAGUCAAAGGCCUUUGAGCAAACAGCUCUUCUCUGAGCUUCCAUUUUCUCAGUAGUAAAAAGAUGGUAAUACCUUCAUUGC
Eubalaena glacialis (North Atlantic right whale) is the source of this 1223-nucleotide messenger RNA. It is a transcript of the gene RPL26L1, whose product is annotated as ribosomal protein L26 like 1. The record is from RefSeq and is a predicted model, not a curated record. Gene Ontology annotation, molecular function: RNA binding; structural constituent of ribosome. The transcript has 4 exons. NCBI's taxonomy places the organism in Eukaryota, Metazoa, Chordata, Mammalia, Artiodactyla, Balaenidae. Gene Ontology annotation, cellular component: ribosome; cytosolic large ribosomal subunit. Bases 116 to 553 code for a protein of 145 amino acids. Gene Ontology annotation, biological process: cytoplasmic translation; ribosomal large subunit biogenesis.